Messenger RNA from Homo sapiens (human), 2218 nucleotides. RefSeq names its product nitric oxide associated 1 (gene NOA1). The transcript is spliced from 7 exons. Gene Ontology annotation, cellular component: mitochondrial inner membrane; mitochondrion. Gene Ontology annotation, biological process: RNA folding; mitochondrial ribosome assembly. Gene Ontology annotation, molecular function: GTP binding. Bases 22 to 2118 code for a protein of 698 amino acids. The record is from RefSeq and is marked reviewed. Lineage: Eukaryota; Metazoa; Chordata; Mammalia; Primates; Hominidae.
CCCCUUUGGAGCUACUUCCUCAUGCUGCCCGCUCGCCUACCGUUCAGGCUGCUGAGCCUUUUCCUUCGUGGAUCCGCUCCCACGGCAGCGCGCCAUGGCCUCCGGGAGCCGCUCCUGGAGAGGAGGUGCGCUGCCGCCUCCUCCUUCCAGCACUCAUCGAGUCUGGGACGCGAGCUUCCUUAUGACCCCGUGGACACGGAGGGCUUUGGAGAAGGUGGUGACAUGCAGGAGCGUUUUCUGUUCCCGGAGUACAUCCUGGAUCCGGAGCCGCAACCCACCCGCGAAAAGCAGCUGCAGGAGCUCCAGCAACAGCAGGAGGAGGAGGAGCGACAGAGGCAGCAGCGGCGGGAGGAGCGGCGACAGCAAAACCUACGGGCCAGGUCCCGGGAGCACCCGGUCGUGGGGCACCCGGACCCGGCAUUGCCGCCCAGCGGCGUGAACUGCUCGGGCUGUGGGGCAGAGCUGCACUGCCAGGACGCCGGAGUGCCCGGCUACCUGCCCCGAGAGAAGUUCCUCCGCACGGCGGAGGCAGACGGCGGGCUGGCACGGACCGUGUGCCAGCGCUGCUGGCUGCUGUCGCACCACCGGCGCGCUCUACGCCUGCAGGUGAGCCGCGAGCAGUACCUGGAGCUGGUGAGCGCCGCGUUGCGGCGGCCCGGCCCCUCCCUGGUGCUCUACAUGGUGGACCUGCUGGACCUGCCCGACGCCCUGCUGCCCGACUUGCCCGCGCUGGUGGGCCCCAAGCAGCUGAUCGUGCUGGGAAACAAAGUGGACCUCCUGCCCCAGGAUGCUCCUGGCUACCGGCAGAGGCUGCGGGAGCGACUGUGGGAGGACUGUGCCCGCGCCGGGCUCCUGCUGGCCCCUGGCCACCAAGGGCCACAGCGCCCCGUCAAGGACGAGCCACAGGACGGGGAGAAUCCGAAUCCGCCGAACUGGUCCCGCACAGUGGUCAGGGACGUGCGGCUGAUCAGCGCCAAGACCGGCUAUGGAGUGGAAGAGUUGAUCUCUGCCCUUCAGCGCUCCUGGCGCUACCGUGGGGACGUCUACUUAGUGGGCGCCACCAACGCCGGCAAAUCCACUCUCUUUAACACGCUCCUGGAGUCCGAUUACUGCACUGCCAAGGGCUCCGAGGCCAUCGACAGAGCCACCAUCUCCCCUUGGCCAGGUACUACAUUAAACCUUCUGAAGUUUCCUAUUUGCAACCCAACUCCUUACAGAAUGUUUAAAAGGCAUCAAAGACUUAAAAAAGAUUCAACUCAAGCUGAAGAAGAUCUUAGUGAGCAAGAACAAAAUCAGCUUAAUGUCCUCAAAAAGCAUGGUUAUGUCGUAGGAAGAGUUGGAAGGACAUUCUUGUAUUCAGAAGAACAGAAGGAUAACAUUCCCUUUGAGUUUGAUGCUGAUUCACUUGCCUUUGACAUGGAAAAUGACCCUGUUAUGGGUACACACAAAUCCACCAAACAAGUAGAAUUGACUGCACAAGAUGUGAAAGAUGCCCACUGGUUUUAUGACACCCCUGGAAUUACAAAAGAAAAUUGUAUUUUAAAUCUUCUAACAGAAAAAGAAGUAAAUAUUGUUUUGCCAACACAGUCCAUUGUUCCAAGAACUUUUGUGCUUAAACCAGGAAUGGUUCUGUUUUUGGGUGCUAUAGGCCGCAUAGAUUUCCUGCAGGGAAAUCAGUCAGCUUGGUUUACAGUCGUGGCUUCCAACAUCCUCCCUGUGCAUAUCACCUCCUUGGACAGGGCAGACGCUCUGUAUCAGAAGCAUGCAGGUCAUACGUUACUCCAGAUUCCAAUGGGUGGAAAAGAACGAAUGGCAGGAUUUCCUCCUCUUGUUGCUGAAGACAUUAUGUUAAAAGAAGGACUGGGGGCAUCUGAAGCAGUGGCCGACAUCAAGUUUUCCUCUGCAGGUUGGGUUUCAGUAACACCUAAUUUUAAGGACAGACUGCAUCUCCGAGGCUAUACACCUGAAGGAACAGUUUUGACCGUCCGGCCCCCUCUCUUGCCAUAUAUUGUUAACAUCAAAGGACAGCGCAUCAAGAAAAGUGUGGCCUAUAAAACCAAGAAGCCUCCUUCCCUUAUGUACAACGUGAGGAAGAAGAAAGGAAAGAUAAAUGUAUGAGACCGACCUUGUUCACUCCAGAUAUUAACUGUAUUGAACACAACAAAAUACAUUGAAUUUGUAUUAAACAUAUAACGCAUAAAUAAAGCUCCCAUUCUUA